GCUUUAUGAUAUUAUAUUUAAAGUAGAGAUCACCAGAAGCUUUAAAAAAUGCAAAGAUUCCUAAGAUAGUGCAGUACACUGUUUGUUCAGGGCGUUGAAAAGCUACAUCUGUAUGGUAAAAAAAUAACCUAACUAUUACAUCUACGGACUGUACCUGUAGACCGAGCCCGGGAAGUAACACUGCAUCUGGAUUUAAGGAUUAUAAUGCUCCUCUUAAUGGAAUACCAAGAAGUAACAUACAGAUACAGGAAAUAAGCAGUUACAAGUUCAUUUAAUGUUACUGGCUGUCGGACAACUGACAGUGCAUGUGUGCCACGCAGAUAAGAAACAUCACUUGGUUGCACAAUCCAAGAUUAUUAUAACACUGCUGAUUAAAAGAAGCAAGCAUAUUUGGAAUUAGGAAAAAAAAAAUAUACAGAAAUAGGGAACACAUCUAUUUAGUCUUUUUUCUACCAGUUAACAGAAUAAAACAGGUUCUGUUAUGCUGAUUUGUCAUACGAAAAUACUUUUUGACUUUGUAGUGUUCCAGGCCUACCUACAGUGCAUACCUAAAAGUAUAGCUCAAACUAGGGACAAAAUAACUGCAUUUAAUUGAGUUUUCUUGACAAGUUUUGAUAAGAAAUUAAUUUUUAAAUUUCAGGCAUACCAAAUCCUGCACUUAGUUUUGCUUAUUGAAAACGUUUAUUUAUCUAAGGAUGAUCAGGAUUUGAUACUGGUAUACUCCAGUAUACUGAUACUGGAUACUGAUACUCCAUGCUACAAGCCACAAAUGGAGCUCAGAUGGUUGUGUAGGAGCCGCCCAGUAACAGUCUGGAGGAUAAUCAGCAAAGGAAGGUUUCCUACUUUAAGCAAGGACUGUCGAGAAUGAGUGCUGGGGUAUAACUAAGUUGAGAUAAGCUAUUUUUAUCAGUGUGCAAAGAAAUACAGUAACUUCUGCAUAUAAACAACAGAUCUGAAAAAUACCAUUUUUCAGAAUACAGAUCACUCCAGAGAAUAUGUUUGUACAGAGUACAAGCCACAGAAGUAUAUUUUGUUUGCUGUAGGCAGUAGCAAACUUCCAUAGCUGCUUGAAAUGUAUUAUAAAACUCUUAAAACUGUUCUGCAAGCACGUGGGUAUUUUCCUCAUAGAAUAUUACAGAACACUGAAAAGAUUUAUGGGAUUAUACUGUUUUUGGAGCCUCAGACAACUUCACAGUUUGAGUGAAAUUACACAGAUUCUGGUGCUUGGAACUAGAGGAUAAAUACUAAAAACAUCUUUCCGUUACAAGUCCUACUGAUUUCCAGUCUGGCCUCACAGUGACCAUCAGCUGUGCACGCACAGGAGGAUGUUCAAAGAGGGAUAAGUUUGUGACUCUGGAGGAGGCUUAAUGGGGUGGAAACAUGAAUUCUACAUUUUCACACUUCUCCAGGGGAGCACAGACACUAUGAUCUGUUUUGUCUGAUGUGGUUUAUUUGUUAGAUCUUCUAGCUAUAUGUUAUUCGCUUUUCUUCGAGUCCUGUCUAUAUAACAUCCUUGGCAGAACUACUGCAGGCCCAGUUUAUGAAUGCCAAUGACUCAUGUUGUAUUACUUGCUGCUGUCUUUGUUAAGUACAGUUGCAAUUUAUCUGCACUGAGCAGAUAAAUCCUGCAUGCUAUUAUACAUUUUGCAGCAAAUAUUAGACUUUAUUUCUAUACAAUACCUGGUAUUUCAUGGGUUCUGCCAUCACAGCUCCUAGCAAUCAGUCAAAUUUACACUAUGUAAGUGCCUACAUAUCAAAGCAGCUUAGGAACCUAGAAGGGAUGUGAAAUGUCUACCACCUCAUUUUGCAAAUUAGAGCAACCUAUUGUGUAGGGUUAACCGCAGUGCAGAAUAUGGAUAAUAAAUUAAUUCCACUAAUCAGCCAUAAUCUUGUAACAUCCUUACGAAUACAGUCAACAACUUUAUUAUAAAGCAGCUAUGUGGACAAGAGUAUUAUUUAUUAUGCUUUAUUAUAAAGCAGCAGGGAGUGAACAAGAAAACUCCAGACUUGAUAUGUUGAAUUUGAUUCACAAAAUUCAUGAGAAAGAAGAAAAGAUUGUUUCCAGAAGGAAAGUCAGAAAACACAUCCCAGGGACUGCAUUGCUGUCUUUUCCUUCACUUUUCCAAUUCUUGCAGUAAGCAAAGCAUAUUGAAAAGAGAUAGGAAGAAGCUUUGACAGUGAAGCAGGGGUUGCCAGUCAGCAAGGACUCUCCAGAUGCGGCGUAGAAUUAGAAGAGUGCAGUAUUAGGCACCAGGUAUAUUGGAUUUUCAAGACAAGUACUUACAAUUGCAUUGUGAGCUACACAUAGGGAUGACAUAAUCAAAGGGAUGAAAGGUAAUUUCCUACAACACAAAACUUUUACAUUUGCAAAGGAUUGCUGAGAGCGUUGCUUUAUCGUCCUGUUUCAAUGCUGCAUAUAUUUCAUAUGCAAAGUACCUGAAUUCCUAGUCUAUUUAUUAAGAUGCUAAACAGAUUUAUCACUGAGCAUAUAGCCCAUUGACCUUUACCUAUUCCACUUGAUAACUAAUAGAAAAUUAUUUUCCCAUUAUUUCAUGUGGUGUGAGGUGCUACCAUUUUCAGCUAUGAAGUAGCAGGACUUGGAUUUUCAUCCAGCCAUCAAUUUACCAUCUCUAUCAAGAGAUCGAGCAGUAAAUGAGGAAUACUUGAAAACAAUUGCACCGAGUUUUCCAUUUCUACUUUAUACGAAUCAUUUGGAAAGUUCCCAGUAACUGCAUGCAACGGAGAUUUUAUUUUGAACAAUGCUAACACGCUGUGCACCGUAUGGCACUAAUCAAAGAACAUUUGGGGGCUUUCUGAAGACUCCUACUGGUUUUGUUUCCCCUUCCCUACAGCUACAUGAGUACCUGACAGAUAACCUUUGAAAUGGAGGCACAGAAGCAUCCUGGUCUGACAGCUGCACUAGCAGACCAGCCACUUCCAACGUCUUCUCUUCAGCCUGCACAGGGUCCUUCAGCUCUCAGCCAAAGCAGUGCGGUUCCUCCACAGGAACAAGCACUGCCUCAACCCGUGUACCUAAAAGCCCUCACCAUUCCCCUGUACCAGCCUGUCCAGGCAGGGUGCUUUCAGCCAAGCAGUCAGCUAGUGGCUGGCAGGAGCUGUGGAAACCUGGAUAGCGGUAACAUUCCUCUGAUCCUGAACCCGCUUGUUCCUUCCGAAGGCACAGAUCAGCCCCAGUCAGUGUUUCAGAAACAACUUGGGCAAACUCUAACAUUGAACAUAGUGAGCACUUUACCCGUUUUAUCAUCACCAAAUUCUUCUGUCAACGCACCUAUCGGAAGCCCAGGAAAAUCAAAAAAUGCUGGGAAAUAUAUCUGUAAACACUGUGGUCGAGACUGUUUGAAGCCAAGUGUCCUUGAGAAACAUAUUCGCUCUCACACAGGAGAGAGACCCUUCCCAUGCACCACUUGUGGUAUUGCAUUUAAAACUCAAAGUAAUUUGUACAAACACAGAAGAACUCAAACACACGUCAACAACACCAAACUACCCUCAGACUCUGACAACACCGGUACAUUGGAGCAAAAUGAGAAAGCAACAGAGAGCAUCACGUCACAGCAAGGCACCAAAGGACACGGUAGCAGCUAUGAAGACCAGGGGAUGCAGAUGAAACAGGUGACUUUGGAGACCAGUGCUGUAACAGACAGUAAGAAACUUAAUGACCUUUCAGUGCCAGCAACAAGCAAUUCGACAGUAGUUUCAGAAAAUCAAGAAAGACCUCAUCUGUCUUUUAGUUCAAAGACUGAUCAGGAAGUUUCUGAAAAAGAACCUGCAAGUUUAUCACUUCCAGUUGCCUUGCCAAAUGGUCAGUGCCAGAUAAAGAAGAUGCAGGAGCAAAGAACUUCAGCUGCCAACAAGCACAUUCAGUUGCAAAGGCAGCAAGCAACCUCUUCAGAAAAACAGUGGGAUUACAAGCCAUUUGACUGCAAGCUAAAGAAGUGUGAGAGCACCGACUCAGGGUAUCUGUCACGCUCUGAUAGCACAGAACAACAGUUGGCAUCCUCCAGCCCGCUGCACAGCCUCUGUGAGCACAGCACUGAACUGGAAAAUGAAACUGCCUUCAGCAGCUCAAGGUGCACGGCCGGAAGCAGUGCAAAGUCAGAGCCAGCUGAGAAAGCUACAGCCUUGAUGCUAGAGAAAAAGAGGCUGGAGGAACACAUUUCAAAACUUAUUUCUCAUAACAAAAUUGUGGUGGAUGACACUCAGUUAGACAAUGUCAGGCCCAGAAAAACUGUCCUUUCUAAACAGGGAAGCAUAGAUCUGCCAAUGCCUUAUACAUACAAAGACUCUUUCCAUUUUGACAUCAGGACUUCUGACACCAACAGGAAAAAGAACUUCUCUCUUUGUUCAGCAAAAUCUACCUUAGCACCCCUAGAGAAAUGCAAGCCCAUGUUUUUUCAUUCAGUCCCCACACAGUUCUCCACAACGAUAGAUGCUGUGCCUGUCACACGAAGCAACUCUCUGCCAUUUGUGGAAGGCACAAGAGCGGUGCAUGACAUCGCAGGCUGCUCAAAACCGCUGUCUCUUACUAAGCAGUCUGUAAAUACAGGCGCUGCUGCUUUGCUGCCUAGCAACAAUCUCGUUGCAAAUUCGGUGGAUUUUCCCAGCAGCCAUCCUCGAGCUCUAGUCAGACAGACAGCAGUGGAUGAUGUGCCACUAAGUAACGUGGCUGAUCAUCCUCCCUCGGAGGAGCUGCAGAUGAGUACGAGGCUUGGGACUGGAGAAACAGUCGGCACUAAAAACAAGAAACACAAUCAAAGGAAGCUAAAGAUGUUCUCGGAAGAAAAAUGGCAAAUGUAUGGAGAUGAAACCUUUAAGAAAAUCUACCAAAAAAUGAAAAGCAGUCAACAUGCCAGGAAAAUCAAAGAAAGGGGGAAUAAGAUUACAGAUGUUACAGGCUCCACUCCUGAUUCAAAGGAAUCAGUCAGCAGUACUGACACCGCUGAAGAAAAAGAUGUCAGGAGCUCUGCAAGUGACAGCCUUUCCUCCCUUGUGACAACAGAAUUAAACACUGUUAAAUCAGAAACUGGUGCUAAUGGUAACCGUAUUCCACACAACGCGUCCUUAGAGGAAACCACAGACAGUUUAACCUAUGUAAUGAAGACAUCACAUUCAGUAAAUGUGAGUGCACAUACUGCAGUGAGCAAAGCUUCCCAAGAUCCCCAUGGCAGCGACACAGACAAACACACGGGUGGCAACAACACGUUACCAGCUCCAAGCAGUCAAGAGUGCAGGCUGCAAAAUACUCAGUGUCAACCCAACACUAACAGAAUGAAGGAUGACUGCUUGCCAGUACUGAGUAGCAAAUGGGAAGAAUCAAGUCCUGGGAAAGAAUCCAGUACCUUUGAAUCAGAUUAUAAAAGCACUUCAAACAAUUAUGGAAACCAUAACAGGAAUCAGGAAACUGUCCGGCAUGCCUUGAUGCCCCUGUGGGUCCACUGCAGCAACAGAGAAUCCUUAGGGAAAUCCCAGAAUUUACCAUCAGAAAGAAAAAAGCUGAAAGUUGAAGUGGAGAAGAAAGAAAACAUUAUUUCAAAGUGCUACCCUAGUCCCUGUAGUGAAAGCAGUGCAGCAAAUGAAGCAGAGACUGCCUGUUGCACUAUCACUCCUUGUCUUUCCACAGCACCAGUGAAACUCUCCUGUGAAACAGAGGAGCAAAAAUUAAGCACAAGAAUUAACGAAUCAGCUGGAGGUGCUGAGAACGUGGAUUGUAUAAAAACAACCCGACUCCCCACUAAAGUUGUUCCUUAUGGUGACAUUAACCCUCUUUCACAUCCAGCAGGGAUCUCAAAAGCUUCGUCUGUGGGAUUUUUGAGGACUGACUUCAGGGGAAGUGAUUGCGAUACUUUUGCUUUGCACAACACAACAGAUAAAGAUGUCAAAACAUGUCUUGUGAAAACAGGAGUACCACUUUUCAGUGACAACACUGCUAAUGCAUCUUCCAAAAUCCAUCAUCUGCAAUCUGGUCAGUUAACUCCAGACCCAUCGAAAAAUGCCUUUUCUCCAAAAUAUAUCCUUAAAUUGCCACAAGAUCAGAGAAACUCUGAAGUGUCGAUUCUGCUUCAAUCCGAACAGAUUACACCUCGUACUUCUGUGACAGAUUCCUUAAUCAACCCACCCUGCUCUUCCAACAGCAGAUCACCCUGUUCUCAUUCCAGUGAUGUGCUUUGGUCCCCUUUAAAAUUUGAAGUGAGACAAAAAGGCAGCAAAGGAGAGCUACGAUGGAACUUACAUGCAAACUGGAAAACUCCAGUAUUGUGCUCACCAGUCAGUUCAGAAACAACAAAUAUCUUAACAACAGUAGAUGGCACCUUUUAUAAGGAGGAAAUUAUGAGAGGGGCUUGGAAAAACAAACAGAAUAAAAAUAAUCUCAAUUAUCAAAAACAAACAGAAGGGAAGUGGAUGAGCAUAACAACUUCAUCAGCACAAACCCCAAAGAAGAAGAUAUGCUUUACUUCUAUGUAUUCGAGUGGUUUUGUCAUAUCAGCCGACAUCAAAGAAGAAAAAGUUUUACAUCAGCUUUGCUCAGGAGGUGACUCUUCGAUGACAGCAUCAGGCCAAAAGGAAGCUUCUAGCAAGGAUGCAGAGUCAACAGUCAUGGGGUGGGACACAGGGGGAAGCCCAGGCAUUCUUAAGGACACGUCACCAACAUCAGAGGAUAGGGAGCAGACUCAGAGAUCAAAAGAUAGCUCCACUUCUUUGUGCCAUUCCUUUGGCACGUUUGAUUGCCACGCUCUCACCACUCACCGCGAAGAAUUCCCAGCACUACGCAGCAAUAGCCUGACUUCCUACUCUGAAAGUUUUACAGUACUGAGCACCAAGAGCACCUUCCCAUCACUAAAUGCUGAAACUCGAUUAACCUGGUGCUGUUUAACAAAAAGCCUUCCUCUGCCUGCUGAGCAGAAAGGGAAUGCAGACUCUGCUUAUUCCUCCAUGCACAUCCACAAGGAAUCCAGCAAUGAGUGCACACUGUCAAAAUGUGAUAUUUCUAUUUUCAAAAUGAAAAACAUUAGCAAGACUGUGGCCUAUAGCUUAACAAACAAGAGCUUAAACACACUGCCUUCAUCCUUUUCUCAAGGACAACAGAUGCAGGAGUUAUGCUCAGCAGCUCCUGGUGGUGCUUUUAAAAACAUAUCAGAGAAAAAGAAGAAACUAUCAGUUUGCAAAAAGGAAAAACCAGCAACAAAUAAACUCAAGAGGAGCCACAAACAGAAAAAAAUUAAAAUCCUCCCCAAAUGGUACGGAGGAAGGCACAUACAUGGAUAUACUCAGCUGAAAAUGAACCGACUGAACAAGAGACGCUGUUUUCCAAAUAGAACAUUGGAUGUUUUGAAAAAGGGCUGUUCAUCACAAGCCUGUAAAUUUAACCACUGUAAGAAGUGCCAUUCUCCUCAGUCAAAAGUACAAGAAAAUUAUUUACACCAGCAAAAGGACUCAUCUUGCUCUGCCUCAGACAAGCUGCUUUGCAUAAGGAAGAAAGAAGGAAAAAAUAACUCAGGAAUAUUUUCCCACAUUGAAAACCUUACUCACGUUAAGCAAAAUGACAAAGAGGAUAAACAAGACAUUUCUGGGAAAAUCAGGGAACACACAAGAACAAAUUUCUCUUUUCAGAACACUGCACCUCUGGAAAUCCCAAUGACAGCUCAUUCCUUUCCGUCCUCAGUCAAUACAGCCAUGCAGGAAGUCAGCAGUGAUGUGGAACUUUGCUGUUUAGUGACACAACCACUUGUGCUUCAACAAUCAGUUCCAGAGGAGUCACAGACAAAUGUUCAGACAGACUCAAUGGCAUCUUCUUUUUGGUCUUGUCCUUUUGGUCUUACAAAUACAAUCAAAGGUGACCAAUCUAUCAGCACAAACUCAGAGACUACUUGUCCUCUUUCCUUAAGUCUAGAGGCAAGACAGGAAAAUGUACCAAAUGUAGACUUAGAGAUUCAAAGCUUUGGUACAUUAGAUUCAAUGAUUCGGGCCUCAGGAAUAACAGAAGAUCAAACUGAAGAAAAUACACGCUCAUCUUCCAAGGAAAACUCAACUCACAAUUCCCAAGCUAGAUGUUUGCAUUCGCUGGGAUCAAAAGCAGAAUCUCAUCUUGAGUCAGUCUCCAUGGCUAAAUUAUCCCAUACAGAAUGCACAGAGCAGGAGAACUCGCAAAAAAUCCUUCACCUUCAUGGAGCUGCAGCCAAGAAUGGAGCCCACCAGCAGACAGAGAUCUAUGGGAGGCAGCACGAAACAGCUUCUUCUACAUUUAAAAAGCCCUCAGUAACACUCAGGUCCCCUGAAUUCAAUAAUUACUCAGCAACAACUUCCAAGACAUACAAAAAGAGAGGUUUAGAGAUGAUGAGGAAGCAAAUCAGAGUUGAAUAUGAUGACACUAGUAGCGAUGAUGAAGACAGGCUUGUUAUAGAAAUAUAAGUAGGCUGCUAGUAACACACUUGCAUGAUGGCCCAUUACCUAAGGAAAUACCAGGUAUGUUUGCAUUUCUGAAGCACUUUAGGAUCAGAAAAGCCAUUCCUCUGUGCAACACGCAGCAUUCCCUUCUCAAGAGAAUUCUUUAUUCCACAGACUCAAAACUUUAAAAAUAAAACUUAUUUGAAACAAAAAGGGGAAGCUUGCAUCAUAUACUUCAAUGGAAAUAUUAAGCUUGCGUUUAUGAGGGGUUUCUAGCAUCGUUAACCUUAUUACCAGUCUCAUCUAGUGCCCAGAAGUGCUAGCUGCCAGUGGUUGUAUUAUUAAAAGCCUGCAGUGUAUUUAUGUAAAUACACAAACCAACAGCAGCAGCAGCAGCAGCAAAGAUUUCCUGGAAGGAUAUGGUUGUACUCCUAUACACUCUUUUUUUGUAGUCACUGCUAGUUGUUCUGGGAGUGACAAACUGGCAUUAAGGGGAAGAUAGAUUCCCUAAGUGUAUGUGAUACUGAAAGAGUCUGCAAAAACACUGAUCCUUCUCCAUGUUGCACAAAUGUCAAUGCUUCUUUGUGACAACUGACACAAGCACGCUUUGGUUUGUGUUCUGUGCCUUUUAUGCCAAUAUCUACUCAAAUAUUCUUGAUUUCUAGUUGGAAAACAUGGAUGUUCGUUAUUAGUACCUCCUUGUGGUAAAACAUCUGACAGGCUCUUAGAUGUAACUGCAAUGAUGCUAUUUUAUUGAUAGUGAAGAAACUAUAAAAAAAAGCUGUACCAUAAAUUGUGCUACCAACCCCCAGAUUUACUGGUUUCUUUGUGAAUAAACGAUUAGUUCAAAUUUGA
Meleagris gallopavo (turkey) is the source of this 9255-nucleotide messenger RNA. NCBI's taxonomy places the organism in Eukaryota, Metazoa, Chordata, Aves, Galliformes, Phasianidae. The record is from RefSeq and is a predicted model, not a curated record.